Molecule: messenger RNA, 1196 nt
Organism: Hydractinia symbiolongicarpus
Lineage: Eukaryota; Metazoa; Cnidaria; Hydrozoa; Anthoathecata; Hydractiniidae
Product: calmodulin-A-like
Exons: 5
Coding region: 331-1068 (245 amino acids)
Cellular component (GO): myosin II complex
Molecular function (GO): calcium ion binding
Source: RefSeq, a predicted model, not a curated record
CGCCAUGUAUGGUUCAUAAUCUCACAGGAAUUAAGUAAUUAUACUUUACAUGCAGUCAAGAUAUGGAAAUCAAUCUUUGUUCUCUUUAAAUCUGCUUAUGUGAUACCAUAAAUGAAGUUGUGAUUGAGUAAAGAUCGACUUGAAUUGUAAACUAUAUAGCGACAUGGAGUGAAGAGCAAUUGAGCUUCUUGACUUCAAAGGAGAGUGUGUUUAAAAUCCGCUUCUAGUAAAAGUUUCAUUAUAUUGUAUCUUACGACGUCUGACACUGAAAAAGUAGGAGAUUUGACAUAUUGAUAUCAGAGAUCAGAGGGUUCGUCUUUCGAUUUGAAUAUGGCAUACUUUAAUUUCCAUCAAGAUGAUAUUGAAGAAUUCAGAGCUGCUUUUCUUCUAUUCGACGCUAGUGGAAAGGGCCACAUUACGAUGAAAAACUUAGAGCUUUGUUUACGCUGCUUGGAACCAAAACCUACGGAAUCAGAACUUCGCAAAAUACUUCAAGAAGUUGAACGCGAACAAAAGAAUGGUGGUGUUUCAUUCUCUGAUUAUUUAAACACCUUACAAAAGACGAUAGACACGUGUAAGAAACAUAAUAAAGAAAAACCGAAAAGGAAGAGGAGUUGUCACACGAAUCUGUCUGAAGAACAGAUCGAAGAAAUAAGAGAAGCAUUUAAUAAGUUUGACCAGGAUGGCGAUGGUACAAUCACAAUAACUGAAUUGAAAACAGUUUUAAGUAGCAUGGGACAGGAGGUUGAUGAAAAUGACAUCAAAGUCAUGUUGGAGGAUCUUGAUACAACGAAUGGUAAUACAAUUGAGUUUCCAGCCUUUUUGACCAUGAUGACCAUGAAAGUGGAUCAAAAGGAUUUAAAAAACGAAAUUUUACAGACAUUUCAAUUUUUUGACAAAGAUGGUGAUGGUUCGAUUACUGGUGUUGAAGUAAAGGAAGCCAUGUUAAAGCUAGGAGAAGAUCUUACAGAAGAGGAAAUCGCUGAGAUGGUGAAAGAAGCCGAUGUUGAUGGUGAUGGAAGAAUUGAUUAUUCAGAAUUCGUAAAAAUGAUAUCCUGGCCGAAGUGAAACUUAACAAUGAGGAGCUUUUCCUGGUAACGAAGAUGUACAUAGGGUUGGCGCGCAAACUAAUUUCAACACAUUGUAUUUAUAUGUAAAUUGUUACGCUUAAAAGAAAUAUCAGUAAUUUUAACUUU